UGACGCGCAUUGAUUGUUUGAAAGAUAUUGCCAUAAAAUUCGUUCAGAAUACGCCCAUUUUUUGAGAAUAAAAUCAAAGUUCAGUCAGUUUUGCAACGAUGCAGAGAACGGUAUUGAUUUUGGUUGCCUCUGUGGGCGUUCUAAGCAUGGCCCAACAAAUUAAGUGCAGAUCGCCAACUCGCUUCAUGAUUCCAGUUUUCAAGGCAAACUGGUUCAAAGCCACCGAGUACUGUUUCUCGCUGGGGAUGCAACUGGCCAUAACGAAUUCAAAAGCAGACCACGAUCAAAUUGUGGAGGCUGUUAAGGCAUCGCCGAUCUACGACGCAAACACUACGAUUGUCUGGCUGGGCGGCAGCGAUCUUGGCGAAGAGGGAGCAUUCUAUUGGCACUCGACAGGGAUUCGCUUGGCCUAUGCUCACUGGCAACCAAAUCAGCCGGAUAACUGGAGGGGCCAGGAGGAUUGCCUGUCUCUGGUUUAUUCUACGUCGUUGAGCUGGUUGUGGGUCGCCAAUGAUGGUAAUUGUGAGGGAAUGCACUAUUUUGUGUGUGAAAACGUUGACUGGAUUCACAAUAUUGGAGUUUUCUAAAGAAAUUCAAGAAAAAAUUCAAUAUUCCAGGUAGUCCAAUUUUGUACAGGUUAUCUGCCAAUAUUUCUAUGGAAGCUGAACUAAAAGCUCUCUUAAUAUUUAAAAUAUCUUUGUUAUUGAUAUUUAAAAUCUCAAUGGAUCCUCUAGUAAAGAUUUCAAAUGGUACAUUUUUCCAUUUAGACAUGAUUCAGAACGAUUCAGUCAAAAUUCAAGUUCAUUAUCUAUUAUGUGAGCAACUACAAUUUUUCGAAUAAUUUACUACCAAAUUGUUUUAAAAAUACAUUUUAAUAAGAAAAUAAAUGCAACUAGAGAAAGAA
Messenger RNA from Aedes aegypti (yellow fever mosquito), 904 nucleotides. Its product is annotated as perlucin-like. The record is from RefSeq and is a predicted model, not a curated record. Gene Ontology annotation, molecular function: carbohydrate binding. The transcript has 2 exons. Gene Ontology annotation, cellular component: external side of plasma membrane. Bases 99 to 587 code for a protein of 162 amino acids. Gene Ontology annotation, biological process: biological process involved in interspecies interaction between organisms. NCBI's taxonomy places the organism in Eukaryota, Metazoa, Arthropoda, Insecta, Diptera, Culicidae.